Messenger RNA from Camelina sativa (false flax), 701 nucleotides. The record is from RefSeq and is a predicted model, not a curated record. NCBI's taxonomy places the organism in Eukaryota, Viridiplantae, Streptophyta, Magnoliopsida, Brassicales, Brassicaceae.
CUUCCUCCUCCUCUCACUCAUACUUUUUUUUCAGAAACCCUCGUCGCUGCGAAACGCUUCCGACCACCGGCGACCUAAAAAUCGUUUCUCUUUCUAGUCUACACUCGUUUCGAAGCAUCUCCACGACUCAGCUAGCUUUCCCGGUAAAGCAGGAUAACUACCCUAUGUUGCAACCGAGUGGUGCUGGUGGAGAAGAUGACCCUGGUUUUAAGUGGGGUGCUAGGAGAGGAGGAGUUGGACGGAAAGAUAGCCAAGUCCGGUUCUAUGAAUCAUUUACCUAUGAGGGCAUCGAGUACCGGCUUUUCGACUGUGCUUAUUUUUAUAUACAUGGUCAAUGUGAGACUUCAAUCGGGAAGCUUGUCAGCAUGUACGAGACAUCAGCAGGUGAGAAGAAAGUAAAGGUCGUUUGGUUUUUUCGACCUAUUGACAUCCGUCGCUUCUUGGGAGGGUAUGAGCCAAAAUGGAAUGAGUUGUUUCUGGCUUGUGGUGAUGAUAAAGGGGUUUCCAAUAUCAAUGAUGUGGAUACGAUCAUGGGAAAGUGUAAAAUUGUAUGCAUGUCGGAGGACCGCAGAAACCCACAACCAGAAAGCAGUGAUCUGAGGAGAGCUAAGUAUGUCUUCUCCCACACCUUCGAUACAAGGCUGAAAGUCUUAUCAAACGUCUUUGCAGAUGCAAUAGCUGGAAUUGGAGGUUUGGAGUAG